GCUGCCAACUGGUGGUCGCCGCUAAUUUUUUUGCGGUCAUUUUCUCGUUUUCAUCCAUCAAACGUUGGAAAGAAACUGCUCGCAUUGUUUGAUGGAUGUUGUUGGCAAACCAUUUUAUUAUAUAUUUUUUUAAAUUUGUAUUUUUUUAAUCAUGGGCGACGAAUCGGUGAAAGAAGAUCGUAUGAUUCAUUACGAAAAGCUGCAUAUGGUUGGGAAGGGUGCAUAUGGAACUGUGUUUUUAUGUCGUCGUCGUGAAGACAAUGUUGAACUUAUUAUGAAGGAAAUACCUCUUGACGAUCUGGAGGCAAAUGAUAGGGAAUCUGCUAUGAAAGAAGUAAAAAUUUUAGACAAACUAAAACAUCCUAAUAUAAUUCGACUUUAUGAUAGCUUUAUUCAUGGUGCUAUGCUUAUAAUCAUUAUGGAGUAUGCUGAAGGGGGAACUUUGUUUGAUUUUCUGCAAAAGUACAAGGGAAAAGGGAAAACUAUAAGUGAAAAGAAAAUACUCCAUCUUUUCGCGCAAAUUGCCGUCUCACUUAGUUAUAUUCAUUCACAACGAAUUUUGCACCGAGAUAUGAAAACAUCAAAUAUCUUUCUUAACAAAAAAAUGGAUGUUGUUAAAGUAGGAGACUUCGGUAUCUCGUGUAUUCUGAACUCAAGAAGUAAGGCACUUUCUAUUAUUGGUACUCCGUCGUAUAUUUCUCCAGAACUUUGUGAAAAUCAACCCUACAACAGAAAAAGUGAUAUCUGGGCUUUGGGUUGCAUUCUUUAUGAGAUGAUUGCUCUUAACAAAGCGUUUGAAGCGCUGAAUUUGCCAGCUUUAGUAAAAAAAAUCUUAACUGCUGCAGUUCCACCUUUGACUGGAAAAUACAGUGACGACAUCAAGGAAUUGGUGAAAAAACUGUUGAGUCGUGAUCCUGAACAACGUCCAAGCAUUAAAGAUGUUUUAUCUAGUCCAUUGCUUAUAAAUAUAUUCAUGGAUCUACCAAUCAAUAUAGGAAGACCAAAAGGAAUUAGUGUCGCAGCCACAGCUCAUCCAUCAUCUCUAGCAUCUUUGGGAUUACAUUUAGAGGCGGAAGGAUUAGAAAAUAAGAACGAACUACCUGCAACUGUAUAUCGUUGGGGUGAGGGUUUACUUAAACCCACUGCCCGCCAGCUGCCUGUUCAGACAGAAGUGGAAAUUGUUCAAGUAGCAAUUGGCCGAAUUAAAAAUAUUGGUUUGACUUCAAAGGGACAACUUUUACAAUGGGAGACUUCAGUUUGUCAUAACAGCACAAGAGAAGCCACGGAUAAGGAAGUUAGUGGUGAAAAUAGCAUUCCUAAGUUCAUUGAAUGUCAUACUGGUGUAUCCGUUUCACAAGUGAGCUGUGGUGAUAUGUUUUAUGCUUGUGUAACUGGUAAUGGGAUUUUAAUGACAUUUGGUAACGGAUCCAAUGGGUGUCUUGGCCACGGUAAUUUAUUGGAUGUAAAAGAGCCUAAGAUUGUCGCACCACUUAUUGGAAAACAAGUAGUAAAAGUUUCUUGUGGUGCAGUGCACGUCAUGGCAGUUACUGCGGAUCGUUCUGUGUUUUCUUGGGGAAAAGGCGAUACUGGUCGUCUUGGUCACAGCAAUGAUGAAAUUUGUAACAAGCCGAAAUCGAUUAUAUUACCGGACAAUUGCGAACCUUUGUCGUGUUUUUGUGGAUCUGAUUGCUCGGUUAUUAUAACUUGUGAGAACAAAGUUUUGGUCUGUGGCGGAAACAGGUUUAAUAAAAUUGGUUUAAAUAACAAAGAUGGAACGAUGAUUGAUGAAUGUAGUCAUUUAGUACCAUUCAAACUUCAACCUUUGUCUGAUGUAUGUGUGAAAGAAGUUGCAUUUGGACUCUUCCACACUGCAUUUCUAACAGAGAAAGGAGAAUGUUAUACAUGCGGAUCAAACUCAUUUGGUCAGCUUGGAUUUCCAAAGACUGAAUCAAAUGAUCUUCCUUAUCUUGUGGGAUCUUUUGAAGAAAAAGUAUUUAGUCAUAUUGCAUGUGGUGAUACAUUUACUGUAGCUGUAACGACAGAUGAUGAAAUAUACACAUGGGGUAAAGGUGCUCGUGGAAGACUUGGGACUGGAAACGAGGAAGACAGAAGUACGCCAACAUUAGUAAAGUUUCAGGAAAAACUACGUUUGAUUUCUCUUUCUGCCUAUAGAGGGACCACUGUGGCUGUUAUUAAAGAAGUUUUAUCGUGACGGGAGAGACGUGAUUCAGUCCUGAGAUAAUAAAAAUUUGGAGACAGUAAAUGAUGUUGUUCAUGCAUUGGGUCUUCCCUUCUUGACGACAAAAUUAUUUUCCACAAAUCGGAAAUAUCACCCAUUGAAGGAAAGCAUUAACAUAAGUCAUAGAACGUCAAUAUCUAUGCCAUAGAAGAACUAUUUACGCUGCUGAUCAUUUUUAAAGGAGCCGUUUCAUAUGUGCCAUCUUACAUUUUGAUUCUCGGUUAUAUUGACGUAUCGUACAUGACGUACGGCGUCUACCGCUGAUCGUCCCCACGCGGGAUUCGUUCUAGAUUCCUAAAUUAAAUAUCAGGUUUCAAAAA
Molecule: messenger RNA, 2559 nt
Organism: Xenia sp. Carnegie-2017
Lineage: Eukaryota; Metazoa; Cnidaria; Anthozoa; Malacalcyonacea; Xeniidae
Product: serine/threonine-protein kinase Nek8-like
Exons: 18
Coding region: 152-2212 (686 amino acids)
Biological process (GO): protein phosphorylation
Molecular function (GO): protein kinase activity; ATP binding
Source: RefSeq, a predicted model, not a curated record